Messenger RNA from Thermothelomyces thermophilus ATCC 42464, 3299 nucleotides. RefSeq lists its product as uncharacterized. Gene Ontology annotation, biological process: regulation of Rab protein signal transduction. Bases 256 to 3102 code for a protein of 948 amino acids. The transcript has 5 exons. NCBI's taxonomy places the organism in Eukaryota, Fungi, Ascomycota, Sordariomycetes, Sordariales, Chaetomiaceae. The record is from RefSeq and is a predicted model, not a curated record. Gene Ontology annotation, cellular component: cytoplasmic vesicle.
CCGUCGUCCUUUUGACCUCGUGUUAACAACGAAACACGCCCGGAGCUUGUUUCCCAGAGCCUACGCAAGCCGAUCAUCGCAUGGCUUGCUGUGGUUUCUUCGAUUAAUUCGACCCGCCCAGACGAGUUGUCAACCAUCGAGACAUUGUGCAGCGGUCGCAGCGGGGCCCGAACAGUUGGUGACGAAAAUCAUCUGAUCAGCGAACUUAACUACACAGUAUUCGGUAGCCUCGGGUGUCUCCAGCACACCGCUGAGAUGCCUCCGUCGCUCAACACCCACGCUUCCUUCUCCCGUCCGCGGACUAGCGACCGCGAUGCCCGCCCCGUCACCCGCGACCAGGCCGACAGCAACCUGAUCAUUCCGAGCCGGACCUCGUCUCUUCAUUCUCGAAUUACCCAGCCGAUUCCGUCGACGCUGAACAUGAAGCCGCAGCAGAGGACGCCCAAGACGCUCACUCAUGCCUACAUGGUCUGCGGUGUCGGCCGCGAGCCGUCGCAAUGGGUGAAGGCGCCGCCCCCUCCGCAGGGAAAGAUUGGCCACAUGAAGGGUGCCGUUCCUCAAUUUUGGCUGCCCGAGAUCCUGGGGAGCAGCCCGAGGUUGGAGCAAGACAAUGAGAUCGCCAGGGCUCUGCACGCUGCCAUGAGGGCCUGCUUCCCUCACGACGUCGAGAUUUGCACCGGCCGCACCCAGCCUCACUGUGUCCAUCACGCUUUCGUCCUCCAACAGGACUCGUCCCACACGCUCUACGGUAUCUGCCUGCGCGUCUGGUCGCGCGCCGACGAGAAGCGGGCCGAGACGAUCCGUGAGCUCAGGAGGCGGACAGAGCCCGACUUCUACGACAACCCGGAGGAGCAGUACUGGAUCCCUUACUGCUUAUCGUUCCUCUCGCGCUACCCGCUCUACAACCUGCUCGGCGACUAUCUCCGGGGCAUGUGGAUCCACUGGAACAAGGCGACCAACCUCUUCCACGCCGAGGAGGUCUCGCGGAUUCUGAGCUUCCCUGCUCCUCGCCUGAACGAUCUGGUGCGCAUCGACAUGAAGGACUACGCGCUCUGCUACCAGUUCCCCUCUUCGCCCACCGGCUUCCAGAACUUCGCCAUGUGGCCGUUGUUCUGCUGCCUGUCAAUCCCCAACAUCGUCGGCGUCAUCGAGGCGGCCAUCUCGCCUACCCGCCGCAUCAUCUUCGUCAGCCACUACCCUGCCAUGCUGACAAUGGCUGCCGAAACUGUCCGGUUCUGCGUCCGCGUCUACGAAUGGAGCGGCCUCUACGUCCCCGUCGUGCACGCGCGCCAUGCCAAGGAUCUCGUCGAGGAGCCCGGCCCGUACAUCCUCGGUAUCACGGCCGAGUGCAGGUCGCUCUUCACGGCGCCCAGCGACGCCCUGGUCGUCGAUCUCGACCGCAACUUUGUCCUCACUUCCAACCCGCCCACCGCCCUCACGCCCAGCCAGCGCAACAAGUUUGUGACGAGGCUGACCCAGGCGCUGAAUGGCGACGUCACGCCCUCGGGCGUGCCCCAGCACCUUCGCUCGGCCUACGGCGGCGGAAAGCUGGUUCCGGCCGGUCAGAUUAUCGUUAUGCGCGGUGAGGUCGAGUCCAUCCAGGACCCUGAGUGGUGGAACCAGGAUGCUGUCAUGGCUGUCAUGGACCACGUCUGCGAGAAGAUUAGCCGUAACACGGGUCUAAAAGCCGUCUUCGGCGGGUCUGUGAAGAAGCCGCUGAUGACAAAGGUCUCGAUGAGACACCUCAACGAGAUUGUCCGUGAGCGGAACCAGUACUCGAGAGACGCGCUCGAGGCUUGGCAGGACUUCAUCAACCUCAAGGGCCGGCUGGAUACGGAGCUCAGCAAGGUUACCAAGAGGAAUAACUACCUCAACGAGGAGUUGGAGAACUGGAAGCAGCAGUUCCUUAAAUUCCAAGCUUUUGCCGACACUCUCACGAAGGAGACCCAGGAGCUCAAGGUCAAGAUCGAGGGGCACAAGCGCGAGAACCGCCGCCUUGCCGCGCUAAUCGACCAGCAGAAGGACGAUGCAAGCAGGCUCUCGGCCCGUCUCGCCGGCACCGAGAAGCAGCGCGACGAUGCCCUCGAGGCGCUUGUUCUGCAGCAGGAGAUCGCCGAGGAGCUCGAGAGGGAGCGCAAGAGGAACAGGAAGGAGCUCAGCGCUCUGCAGCACACCAACAUGACGAUUGCCCGGCAGCGCGACGAAGCGCGCCGCGUCGUGCUGCACCUCCGCAGCUUGAUUUCGGGACAGCACCACCACAUGGAGCACCUCGUCAAGACACUGACGUCCCCAGAGGAGCUUGCCGCCGAGAUCGAGGCCGGCUUUGCCGCCCAGGAGGAGGCGGAAGCUGCCGCUAUCGCCGAGCGCGAAGGUAUGGAAGAGAGCGAUGCCCGGUUCAUCAAGAACCUCACGCUCGCCCGCAGGCGGAUUUCGACGCAGACGUUCAUCGACGUGGCGGAUCGCCACCUCAAAGACAAGACGGAUGCCAUCGCGCACAUCAUCCGCAACAUUGCGGAGCAAUGCCAGGCCGCAGUCGAGGGCCUGCAACUCGCCCAGGACGCCGAGCUCGGGAGGCCUCAAUCGUCGGCUUCCAGGGCUCGGGACUUGUCAAAAAGUAGGAGAGGGAGUUCUCUCUCAGUCGCGCCCAGCGAUGACGGUAACGCCUCGUCCACCUCGACGGCCACGUCCGAUGUCGGUGACGAUAGCAGCAGCGUCACGCUCCUCCGGCCCCACAGCGGGCGGACCUCUAGCAUCCCACCCACACCGGAUCUCAUUCCCAACCGCAGCAGCACUAGCAUGUCUUUCGCGAGCACGACGGCCACGACCCCUGAGCGAACCUCCCAGCAGUACCUCCUCCAACUUCACGGCGGGGGAGGAAACGGACACGGGCAACAGCAGCACGACAUCCCCACGAAGAUUGUCGAGGACGACGAGGACGUCGAUGACCUCACCCCCGACGAGCGCGUCGCCCGUGACGCCGACGAGGGCAACCCCAUCCCCGCUCCCCACCCGACGGAGUCGGGCGUCGUGGGUAAGCAGCCAGAGAGUCUGAUCCACCGGCUUUCGGGCGCGCGCAUCUCGGCGCUGGGCAGCUCCCGCUGAGAUGCUCCCCCCCCCCCCAAACAGAGCUCGCGACCGAGUUCGGAAUGGAAGAUGAGAUGGGGAGGGAGAGAGGGAGAGAGUUGGAGAUAUGAAACCUGAUUGGGUGGGGUAAUAGUAGUGCAAAGGCAAGUCGGCAAGGCAAGCUGGAAUUGUUUCCCUUACAUCUUUUUUUUAUAUCUUUUUUUUAAAACCUUAGG